Strongylocentrotus purpuratus (purple sea urchin) is the source of this 1701-nucleotide messenger RNA. RefSeq names its product P-selectin. Lineage: Eukaryota; Metazoa; Echinodermata; Echinoidea; Camarodonta; Strongylocentrotidae. The transcript is spliced from 7 exons. The coding region runs from base 276 to 1226 and encodes 316 amino acids. The record is from RefSeq and is a predicted model, not a curated record.
AACACACACUUAAUAGACGCCGACCAACAUGGAAUUCAAGUGUUGUUUUUUUUGUAAAGCGAAGAGGGUACUUCUUCGUUGACUUGUUCCCCUUAUUUGAACUUGGAUAUUACUUGCUGUCCCUCAAAACUACGUCAAACCAAGAAGUAAUAUUAGGGAAGCCUCGGUGGUUUGCGGAAACAUUCAGCAACAGAAACAGAAGCAGAGCUGCAGCCUGAAUUAUUCACAAUUCUUCUUCCCGAAUCUCGCUAUCUACUUCAAAUAUUAUAAUCAAGAUGGAAGCGCAUUUCAGAAUCUGCUUCUUAUUUGUAGUAUUUGGAUUUUUGGGUGUGAAUGCUCAAGUCUGCGACAUCAGUGCUCUUUCAAUAGACCCAAUGCUCUUGAUUGAUGGUGUUACACCGGUGGGUCCUUACAGUGCUUACACACUGAUCUUCUUCACGUGUACGUCAACAUACAUGUCCAAUCUGCCUGAAUUCAACAUGUGUCAGGGGUCAGAUACGUGGAUGACAUCGCCCGAGGACUAUACUUGUUCAGCUCCAUGCUCUGCCGAUGAAUGGAGCAGUUUUACAGCGACAGUCACUUCAGGACAAUACAUCACCACAGACAAUGCAUACGAGCAUAACACGGUGAUUAGUCUCUCUUGUGCUGAGGGAUCUAUCGAGGGUAGUGAUAUAAUCACGUGUCAAGAUGGUAGCUGGAUUCCAUCCAGACAGUCUAUACGAUGCAACUUAUGUGGGACAACAGGACUCUCAUUAGCUCCAAUGCUUCUCAUAGAUGACGUCAUCCCAGCGCCAUCUUACCCAAUCUUCGAUCUGAUCAGCGUAUCAUGCCAAACUACUUACAUGUCGAAGUUUGGUAAUUUCAACAUGUGCUUAGAAUCAGGCUGGAUAACACCACUACAAGAUUAUGAAUGUCUAGCACCAUGUGAUCCGGGAACAUGGAGCAGUGUGGAUGCAUCUGUGAUCAUCGGCCAAUACUUUGCUAGCAAUAAUGUGUAUGAACACAACACCAUCUUGGAAUUUUCCUGCUCUGCUGGGAGUCUAGAAGGACCAGCUAUCACUGCGUGUCAGAAUGGAGCAUGGAGUCCGGCUACAGAUUCAGUGCAAUGCAAACAACCAUGCGAUUCCCGGAGUUUGCUGAGCCGACAGGAACUUACUAUCACGGUGAUGCUGUUGACUUUACCUGUCUGUACUCAUCUGAUACACUUCCACCAACUACUUGUCUAGAUGGUGUGUGGGCCCCUGCCAUUACAUGUUCAGAUCCACAGCAACUCACGACCACUGAUGGCAACAGUACGGACAAUGCCUGAAAGAUAUUCUUUUAGUAGAAUGGGUAAUUUUGCUCUGAGUCCUCAUAAUAACGUUACAAACUUUCUGAAUUUACAUGAUACAGUCACAAAUCAAAGAGAAGUCAUCCUAUAACAUCCAAUCUUAUAAUUACGUCACUAGAGGGCAGACCAUCAAUACAGAUUGAUAGUAUCUCAGACGAAAGAAAAACAUAAUAUUCGCCAAAAUGAUACGUUCUUAUUGAAUGUUAAUUCAUAUCUAACGUCCGUGCAUGAUGGAAAUGUGAUUGUGACAUGAUUAAAGUCCGAGAGAAUGGGAAUGUAGGCCUACAGUUAUGUUAGGUUAAACUGGCCCAUCUCGAGUUGGAUGUUGGUCGCUCAUUACCCCUUCAAAAACAAUAAGAAAACUUUGCGUU